Spirodela intermedia is the source of this 8352-nucleotide messenger RNA. NCBI's taxonomy places the organism in Eukaryota, Viridiplantae, Streptophyta, Magnoliopsida, Alismatales, Araceae. The record is from the annotation of a GenBank genome assembly.
AUGACGUCGUCGGCGUCGAACUCUGUUGCGAAUGGCCUGGCGGGUGCUGGAGGAGGAAUCAUCGCCCAGAUCGUCACCUAUCCUCUGCAGACGGUGAGUAACCUUCGAAUACCUUGAGGCGGCAGGCGUUCCUCCUCUCUUAUUCAUUAGCUUCAUCAUCCAUCAAUUGGUUGGUUAGCCAUGCUCUCUCUCCCGCGCUACAGGUGAACACUCGACAACAGACUGAGAGGAUGUCCAGGAGGAAGAAGACGGAAAAUAUGGGCGAUUAUCCUGGUGGGAGGGGAAACGCUGAUGUUGAUGCCGGAGGUGGUCGGCCGACGAGAGCCACGGCGGGGAGUCUUGCCCAGGUUCUCCAGGUGAUACGGACCGAAGGCUGGGGAGGUCUCUACAGCGGUCUGAAGCCCUCUCUGGUUGGCACUGCCGCAUCUCAGGUGUUGUCAUGAUUUCCUUCUAUUUUCGUAUGAGUUAUCUGUCGCAUUUCGUCUACUAACUUCUAUACGCCCUAUCGUUGCAGGGGAUCUACUAUUACUUUUAUCAGGUCUUCAAGAACAGGGCGGAGGCCAUUGCUGCUGCCCGCAAGAUAAAGGGGCGGGGUGAUGGGACUGUUGGAAUGUUAUCCUGGCUCAUUGUUGCAGCCAUUGCUGGGUAAACACAACACAGCCGAAGUACUUAUUUCCGUAAUAUUUUCCCUGUUUCUUUAUUUUACUCAUGCCUAUGCACUGCUGGUGACAGGAUGAUAAUAGUUUUUCAUUGUAAGUUUAUAGAUUCACAUAUUAUAGAACAUUUCAUUCACGUUGCAGUGUUCUACUGUGCAGAUCUUUAAAUGUUUUGCUGACGAAUCCAAUAUGGGUACUUGUGACAAGAAUGCAGGUGCGUUGAAACCAGAACGCCUUCUAAAUAAUGGAGCAAUGUGCUUCUUGUAAGCAUUGUUAACUUUAGGCUGUCUUCUGAGCUAAAACCUGAAUUUUCUAGUUAUCCCGAUGACCAGUCGAAUUUCAAGUGUAUUGAUUUCGUUGUCAUUGGACUGUCAUUUUGAGGUUUCUUAUCAUUUACUUUUCUGUCAUCAUUGUCUUUCUCGUCAUCAGUACUGGCAGAAAAACCCUAUAACUUGAUAAUGCCAUUUGCUUAAAUUUUGGAUUUCCAAACCAAAAACUGUCCAUAACUUGAGGUCUUUGGUCAGUAGCCCUGAAAAAGGACAGAUUCUUCUUUCCUACUUCGGCAUUUACUUUGACAUUUCUUUGAAUUUUUGGCGUGUCAGUGAUGCCUUACUUUGUUUCCUCAGACCCACACCCAAGCAGAAAGGAAAAUCAUGGAAAUGAAGAGAGAGGCCAUUAUAAGAGAUGCAGCAGAAACCAUCUUACCUGAUCAAAGAACUUUCGAAGACAAUUUGGCUGAGCUGGACUCUAUGAAACCUAAACCAUAUGGAACAUUUCAUGCGGUACACAUUUCCAUUUCUUCAGUUUUCGUUAUUUCUCUUUCCAUUAGUUAUACUUUCGAAUAUAUUCAUUUUUAUAUUAAUAGAUGGGGAAAUAGGUAGGAUGGAUAGAGAAAGGGGUGUGUGUGUGUGUGUGUGUGUGUGUGUGUGUGUGUGUGUGUGUGUGUGUGUGUUUGUGUGUGUGUGUGUGUGAGAGAGAGAGAGAGAAGGAGAGAAGGGGGAGAGGGGGGAGCGGGGGGGGGGGGAGAGAGAGAGUUGGGGAGAGAGAAAGGGGGAGGGGGAAGAGCGUUUAAAGAUAAAAAGUUAAUUACAGACUAAGCACUAGUUUAAGUUAAUUUUAAUUGUGAUACCCACGCGUUUUAGCUGUUUUCCAACAUUGCUGCGUUCUUGGUUCUCUCCAAUGCAUCUCAUCCCCACCAUAUUUUAUGAGAUCCUUUAUUUUCUAUUAUGAAAGAUUCCUCUUUCUUGCUUUCUUAUCAUUUUGUAUUUGUAUAUCGUUCAAAUAUCAAUUUUCUUUACCUAAACUCUUCACUUCAUGUUGCCUUUCAUGAAACCAAUGUUGCAUAACUACCUAGGCCAUCAAAUGAGCAUUAAUUGAUUCAAGAAUGCGAAAACUGUAAAUCCUGAUCUAGCUGCAGUGAACUUUUAAGUCCAUCAAAAAAUGAGGAAAUAACUUAAACACUCUAAUCCAAAUAUUCCUCAAGGGCAAAUAGUAUAAAAUACUACCAGGGAAGGUGAAAAUAAAUUAUAGAGCACAAUAAAGACCUGAAAUCUGAUGGGAAGAAUCGGUUGGGUUUUUCAGGAAAGAGAAAAAAAACCGUGGUAGACUCAUUGAACAGUUGUCUGAUUAGGCCCAUUAGUGAUAAACAACUGACAAUCCUAACGCUCCCCCAUAGGCUUGAUACCAGUUAUGCUUGACUUGAUAGAUAAGAUAUGAAAAAGUAGUGAAUAAAUUUUUUAAUAGGUUUGUAGUGGAAGUCAAAAUAGAUAAGGACGAACUCUUGACAACAGAAGAAGGCAUUGGGACAAUAACAGGAUGAGACAUGUGUCAACUACAGGAUAUGAAAUUAACAAGAGCCUAGUAGCUAGGCAUUCAAUAAUUUCAUUCAAGGUAGUGUUGUGGGAAGACAAAGGUUUAUAUGACAACAUGCACGUAGGCAAGCGUAUAUGAAAACUUUAUAAGAAGACAAAGUUAGAAAGUGUUCAUGGAGUCUUCCGCGAAUAUAAUAGGCAGGCUCUGAGCACAUGAGAUGAGGGAACCAAAGGAGCGACAUAAUGACCUGCAUAGGAGCGGACAAUCUGUCUGAAAUUGUUGUAGAUGACCCCCCAUGGUGGAAGAUGGCAGUUGGGAUUCAUAAAAAUCACUUCUGAGAGAUGAGAGGCCAAAAAGCAAUUUGGGCCGCACGAAAAUGACUAGAGAAGCCUGAUGAAGGCCUAGAUGUCGUAGACAUCUUUGUUGUCAAAGAGGUAUGACUCCGUAACUAUGGCGGAAGAAAGUAGAGGGUACUUCCAUGGGAAAUAUACUCCUGGAGUAAUAGAUCCUAGGAGCAAUUCCAUCAAAGGACUAAGAUGAUGAUGAGGAAAUAUACUCCGGCCACUUAGCCAAUUACCAGAAGAAAAGAGAAUGUAGAUUGGUUAAAAGAAGACAAGUUAAUAGGAUGAGAGAAAAAUCUAAGCUUAAACCUUCUAUUAUUCUAUCCGAGAGAGAGAACAUAAACAUCUUUUAUUAAGAUGAAUAUCUCUCCUUUAUCAAGGAGAGAAAGUAAAGAAAAUUUCAUAUUAUGAUUAGUAUCUCCUAGAAAGAGGACACAGAGGGCAACUGAAUUAGAUUCAUUGUGACACAGAGAUAAUUGCAAAAUAAGUUUCAAUAUAUUUCAAUGUGGAACGUGUAGAUGUUUCACUAAUGCUUGUUUAUGUCUGGAUCAAAAAAUGCAGCAUUGUAUUAAAGCAUCGUACUGCAAGAAUAAGAAACCCUAUCUCUGAAGUGGAAUUUACGUAUUCAGCAUCAAAGUUAGUAUCAUAAGUCUUAUCCCGUCGUCAGCUAACUUGAUACAAUCAGUCAUAUUUUCGAACUAGCUGCCAGAUGUCAGACCAUUAGAAAGUGGAACAAAUGUUGUGCUUAAGAUAAUUUUUUUACUGGGACUGUCUCCUGAAAUUCUUCUGAGACCUAUUAGUAAGUUGAAAACUGCGUUCUUAAUGACGACCUAAGCUGAUGUAACCAUCGAAAUAGGUUGAAGCUAUUCUCCGGAGUUUGAGAAUAUGCUACAGAUGAGGAGUAAAUGAUGCAGUUGUAAUACAGAAAUACAUGAUUCCUCGGAGGAAGCUAUUUUCCAAAGAGCAAGAAAAACACAUUCAUUAUAGAAACUGCAGUUCUGCAUUAUACUAUUCAAUCUGCUGCAGAACUGCUUAAGCAUGUAGAUCAGAUUAGCAUGUCAAGUUAAUUUGACAUGCAGACGAAUCCCUGUAUUGACUUAUGUGUAAGGAGAUAAGUGCAACAAAGCCUAAGUUCAAUUUGCAUUGGCUGAACAGAAGUGAUGAAAUAUAGAUGACACUAUCGCUUCAACAUAUUCAGUCCAUAGUCUCUGUUUAUACCAUUUUCAAAGCCUCACUAAACACAUUUCCAAUGAAAGACCUCGUAUUAUAUCAUUUGCAUGGAAAACCUUUGGAUUAUAUUUGCUUUUAGAAAGGAAAGUUUAUAUUGAAGCAUCAGACUGUUUCUACAAGGACCAUCUUUUACUGUCAGAAAUCUUUUACGUUUUCCAUCCAUAUUUGGUAUCUCCAUUUCACCUUUUUGUUCUCUCUCAUGUUUGGACAGGCUCAAGAGGUUUAUUGUGAAGCAGGGAUUAGAGGGUUCUGGAAAGGAAUUAUUCCAACGCUUAUAAUGGUGCCCAUUAAUUCUGAAUUAGACUUAGUCAACAUCUUAUUGGAUCAAUUUUUGACAUGCUUCUAAUUGAUGGCAGGUUUGCAAUCCAUCGAUUCAAUUUAUGAUUUAUGAAACCUCAUUAAAGAAGGCAAAGCAUUCUGCAAAUAGACGUGGUUUGGAGAAUGUCACUAUGUUGGAGGUAUAUUACAAUAUGGAUCCUUUUAUAUUUUUUUACAAAGCCCACAGUCAGUAUCCUUUUUUUUACAAACAGAGCACAUGUUGGAGUUUAUAUCACUUGAAUCAGAUGACUGAUAUUCAUUUGACGUCAUACUGUUUCCUUGCAUCGAUAGGUAUUUUUACUGGGAGCCUUGGCAAAACUGGGAGCUACUGUGUCGACUUAUCCUUUAUUGGUGGUUAAGGUAGUUAUGAUCCUCUAUGUUACAAAAUAUGACUAAAUUGACAAUUUAAGGGUGAUGUUAAAUGUGUGUCAAGUGUACAUUUAUUUUAUUGUUGGAAUCAUCAAAUGAUGAGAUCACUUCAGGAGGUAAAUACUAGAUAGAAGUGAAAUCUGUCAGAAGAUAAAAGUUUCACGGCCUAUGAUCAGUAAGUGGAUAGUAAGCCACAGGGAGACUAGCAGGGACACGUGGACAAUGAUUGAUACAUUCUGGCUGUUAAAAUGCUCCGCCUUAGUGUGUCACGUGACUGACUUAGUGACUCACAUGACUGUCUUAGUGUCUUUUUUCUUCCGUGUAAGGUUCACAUGUCCAGAACCUUCCACGAGGGGUCUGAUAUAAAUACCAGACCUCUGUUGUGAAUUGAUGUAACAGAAUCUUUCCCUCAUUUUGAAUAGAAGUUCCUCAUUUUAACUGGAUAUAUAAUUGAUUUUUUUCCUCGAGGAUCCAGAGGAAGUGAAGGAAAUUCGACACUGGCCAAUGUCUGGGUCAGCAUGUUUGUUACUGAAGGACGCUUGAGAAAAAAAUCUGUCAUUUUCCGCAAUAGUUCGUUUUAAUAUGACUUUUUUUAAGUUCUUUUGCAUCAGAUUGUUCCCUGAAUAUUCAUUAUUUCGCGUUCUAAUAUGCAGUCGAGACUUCAAGCAAAACAAGAAAUUAGUGGGAACAUAAAACACAGAUACACAGGUAUUCUUUACCUUGUUAUCUAUAUAUAUUACUUUUAUUUCGUGUCUCGUUUUUCCUUUUUCCUGGUCACUCUAAGGGAAGGUCAUUGACUCGAUGUGUGUAGCUUUCUACUCAGUAAUUUUGAGCGUCUGUGAAUUUUAAUUUUGUAGUAACGACUGUAGGUUACUAUACAGGAAUUUGAUUGUAUAAAUAUAAAGGGAAUGCUCAGUAUUUUUAGAUGAAGAGGGAGAGAGGGAGAUUCCAAAUAAGACGAAGAGGUUAGAAAUAUCAAUUACUUGGGAUGAGAUUUUGAUGUGGUUACUGUGCCGGAGAAUUAGGUUCUACUGUAACCCAAUCUAUCGAUCUGUAAAAUCCGAUCCUCUAAAUAUGUAAUCCAAAAAAUUAAAUCUAUUGUGUUGGAUUUUAAUUUUGAUAUCUGAUUUGACCUGAUGGAUAUCCUACUCGAUUUGUAAACUUUUAUUUGAUUAACGAUUAAAUUGAUAACUAAUAAAUGAAUUCAUUAAUGUUGUUGUGAUCUUUUAAAUAUGAGCUGAUCCAAUUAAGCAAAAGCCAUGUCAUCCACAUCCGGUUUUAUUUUAGUAAGAGCUAAAUUUUAAAAAUAGCCUUACGAAUUUAGCUUUAAAUAUAUAUAUCUUAUUUAAUAUAAAACUGUGUAAUGUUGAUAAAUUCAAGUCACUUUGCACCUAAUCUGAUCCACAUGCUUAUAUUAUGGUUUUUUUUAUAAAUUAAUCCCACCGGAAGAACUUCAAGUCUUCUACUCUAGUUAGAUGCAUAAGAGUUUGAAUUCCUUUUUUUUUUUUGCAAUGUAUGAUCGGUUGCAUGUGGAUUGCCUUAUCUUCUGAUUUAUUCCAUUCCCUCGGAAACCCUGAGGAGAGCCGAUAAGGCCAUCUAUGUAGAAGAGAACAUAAUCAUUUUAAGGAGAACGUUUCACUCGAUCUCAAGAACUCUGAGCAUGGUAGCAGUAAGAUGUGGCUAGUCUAUUCUUAAACAGUUAUGAUGAACGUUACAACCAAAGGGAGACUACUCUAAGAAAUAAAAAAAAUACAGAAAGUGAUUGCAUGAAAUCCGAAUAAGAGGCUUUGUUGUCUUCAUUUUGCUCAUUAAAUUACCAGGGGAAGAGAGCUUCUCUUUUCUACCUUGACCUUCUUCUAACACCAAUCGGCAUUACAUUAUGCCUAUUUCCUUUUUCCUUUUUUAGUACUAUGGGCAUGAUCUAUAAUUAUAGUGGAGGAAAGUUUGUAUAAGUUUAUUUUUUUCCCGGUUUAUUUGAUUCUCUGUGGCCUUAUGACAAGAUGUUAUAUGAAUACGGUGUUAUUUUGAUCCAGUCCCAAUUUUGAUUGGAUGAGCACAAAUCUGGGGGUUGAUAAGGCAAAAGUGAAACCUUAGAUUAAUGAUCCGUUUUAAAACCCUCUAGAAAUUCACCAAUGAAUGUAGUCGUCCAAGAUCUGGACAUGCAUUUGCUGUUGUGAUUCUUGUCUGAAGGGAUGAAAACAUUUGCAUUGAUGGAGUCUAUAAAUGGAGUUUCUAAUAUGCUUCCAUGUUUUGCUUAGAAAUUUGAGGCCAAUGAUAAGGAUGGACUAAGACACACAACAGGGAAUUUACCGAAAAAAAUGUUGAAGGGCCUGUCGAUAGAUUGUCUUUUUUUGGCAUCUGUUGUAAUUUAGGGGAGCAGACUGGAAAAUAGAUGUCAAGUUCAAAACGUAGAAGUUCCUUAUAUUAAUUAUUCAGAGCUUUCAUCCUAUUUAAACUCCUGUUUUACUCUUCAGGGGCUUUAAAUGUUUGUAGGCAAGUCCAAAGUUUUCUGAAUACCUGUACAUACAGAAGUCUAAUGAAAUGUAAUCACCUGCAAUUACGGGCGUUAGAUAUCAUUAAGAAUCCAUCUAGACUACAUUUAAAUCGAGUUGAUUUCCCACGCUCCUUCCACUUGCCAGACAUUUUACUCGAUAGUUAAUAUUGCGAGUCACCAUGUUGUCCUCGAAAUAUCCCUGUCCUCAUAUCCUAGUCUAUUUAAUGCGCUUACGGGAGGAGAAGGGGGGAUAAAUCAUGCUCAGUCUUGCGAAGAAGCUUCUGGAAUUCUUGAGAAAAUUUGACUCUCUUUUCAAUGGCUAGUAGCCUAGUUAAUGGAGGAAUUUUCUAUGAUUUUAGUGAUAUCGACUUUACAUUAGUUUGGAUUCAUAGUUGCGUCUAUCUUAGCAAUGCAAGAUCCAAGGCAGACCUGAUCUGAGUUCUGGCUCUGCCAGCUUUACACUGAUGUCUGUGUACUAUUUUGUAUUAUGUUCACAGGCUAAUCGUGCGAAUAAUGUGGUUUUUUCCAUUUCAACAUAAUUGCUGAUAUCUAGUUCAUUAACCAACUCCAUGACUUCUGUCAUUUACUUUUAAAAGUACGAAAAUUGAAAUAAUCGUACAUUUAGGUCUUUGAAAUAGAGUUUGGAAAAAAAAUAUUUUCGCUUCAUCUGCAUCUGCUAGUAAAAUCCCUUUGCUACUGUUAAUUGCUGUCCAGAGUCUAGCCAAAGCAGUUUCUCUGCCCAUAAUUCUUCUUCGUCUUUAUCUCCCUGUCAUUUUGUGACCUAAAUGACAGCCAAAAAACAUAAUUUUUAUAAUGAUUAAUGUUUUCUCGUUUUUAUUUACAUUUCUAUCAUACAUAAGAUAUUCCUUACCAUUGUUUUUGUCGUACAGUUUUUAUGAACUUUCACCUGAUAAACUAUUUUUUGACAGGUACUUUAGAUGCUAUAAUUAAAAUGAUCCGUUAUGAAGGAUUGCCUAGUUUCUAUAAAGGGAUGAGCACAAAGAUUGUACAGAGUGUUUUUGCUGCAGCACUUCUUUUCAUGGUCAAGGAAGAACUUGUUAAGAUGUUUACUAUCCUCAUUGGAAGAAGCAAGAAAUUUAUGCUUAGGAAGAACAAGUUAGUAUGUGAUUGA